AUGUCGCAAGGACAACUUCCUCUUCCAGAGCCGUUUGCGUCCAUUCCGCGGUAUGAACUUACAUUUGGUCCAUCGCCAAUUCAUUCCCUUCCACGAAUCUCGAAAGCGUUGGGCGGCAAGGUGAACAUUUGGGCAAAGCGCGACGACUGCAACUCACCUCUCGCGUAUGGUGGCAACAAAACGCGGAAGCUAGAAUACCUCCUGCCAGAAGCCAUCGCUCAGGGAUGCGACACACUCAUCUCCAUUGGCGGUCUUCAAUCGAAUCACACUCGCCAAGUCGCAGCGGCUGCUGCGAAAGCUGGGCUGAAAUGCAAACUGGUCCAGGAGAAUUGGGUGUCCGAUCAUUCCUCGAACGUUGGGUACGAUAAGAUCGGCAACAUCCAGCUUUCUCGUCUUAUGAACGCUGAUGUGAGGCUGGACUCUUCCGGCUUCGGUAUUGAGCACAAGCCGACGCUAGCGAACUUGAAGGAAGAGGUCAUUAGCACCGGUGGCAAACCUUACUAUAUUCCAGCUGGGGCAUCCGACCACCCCUGCGGUGGUCUGGGCUUCGCGCGAUGGGCCUUCGAAGUCCGCCAGCAAGAACUUCAGCAGAACGUCUUCUUCGACACCAUCAUCGUUUGUGCUGUCACAGGUAGCACAUUCGCGGGCAUGAUCGCAGGCUUCAAGCUGCUCGAGAAGACGGGAGCCAGUCCUAAGCGGAAAGUUAUCGGCAUCGAUGCCUCAGCAAAGCCAAAAGAGACGUUCGACCAGGUCCUUCGGAUCGCGCGCCAGACUGCCGGUCGGAUAGGGCUGUCAGAGGACGACAUCACAGAAUCAGAUGUAAUCCUUGAUGAACGCUACCAUGGAGGCAUUUAUGGUGUUGCUGACCAGCGCACCAUUGAUGCGAUCAACUUCGGUGCAAGGACAGAGGCCUUCAUCACGGAUCCGGUGUAUGAAGGCAAGAGUCUCGCGGGUUUGAUGGACAUGGUCAGGAAUGGAGAGUUUGCGGACGGUAGUAACGUGCUCUACGCUCACCUGGGAGGGCAGCUAGCUCUAAACGCAUACUCGGAGCUUCAGGGUGAGACGGCGGCAAUUACAAACAGGAAGAAGAACGAGUCUUUGAAUGGGCAUGCGUGA
Cyphellophora attinorum is the source of this 1116-nucleotide messenger RNA. Its product is annotated as 1-aminocyclopropane-1-carboxylate deaminase. Lineage: Eukaryota; Fungi; Ascomycota; Eurotiomycetes; Chaetothyriales; Cyphellophoraceae. Gene Ontology annotation, biological process: amine catabolic process. The record is from RefSeq and is a predicted model, not a curated record. The transcript is spliced from 2 exons. Gene Ontology annotation, molecular function: pyridoxal phosphate binding; D-cysteine desulfhydrase activity; 1-aminocyclopropane-1-carboxylate deaminase activity. Bases 1 to 1116 code for a protein of 371 amino acids.